AUUAGAGGGCGUGCUGUGUUUUCAGAUUUUAACCGGAACUGGAAGUUCUUGACUUUUCAAUAUUUCUGUUUUUUUGUUGAUUUCGGGUUUACUGUAAGUUAAAAUUAAUUAUUUAUAGUAAAUUAUUUUGAUUAACAAUCAAUAAAACUAAAUUUAGUCAAGAUGCAAAACGACCAAGGUGAAUGUGUUGAUCUUUACAUCCCAAGAAAAUGCUCAUCGUCAAACCGGAUUAUUCAUGCUAAGGAUCAUGCUUCAAUCCAAAUCAACAUUGCUGAUGUCGAUGAAGAUGGUAUGAUGAUCCCCAAUUCAACCACUUCUUAUGCCAUUUGCGGUGAUCUUAGACGAAUGGGUGAAUCAGAUGAUUGUAUUUUAAGGUUAGCUAAAAAGGAUGGUAUAAUCGCUAAAACAGUUUAAUCGACGUAUUUUUGUUCUUGACCAUCAUAUGUUAAAGUCGUCAUUAGAUCAUAAUGAUGUCGCCUUCUAUUAUCAGUACCAUAGUAAUGGACUGUUUGUAUUAAUUUAAAGAAAAAUUAUCAGAUCAAUAAAAAUUGUCUGAUUUUCAAAUUGA
Tetranychus urticae (two-spotted spider mite) is the source of this 568-nucleotide messenger RNA. It is a transcript of the gene RpS21, whose product is annotated as ribosomal protein S21. Gene Ontology annotation, biological process: translation. Gene Ontology annotation, molecular function: structural constituent of ribosome. NCBI's taxonomy places the organism in Eukaryota, Metazoa, Arthropoda, Arachnida, Trombidiformes, Tetranychidae. The record is from RefSeq and is a predicted model, not a curated record. Gene Ontology annotation, cellular component: ribosome.